This is a messenger RNA of Postia placenta MAD-698-R-SB12, 1182 nucleotides long. RefSeq lists its product as hypothetical. The record is from RefSeq and is a predicted model, not a curated record. The coding region runs from base 1 to 1182 and encodes 393 amino acids. Gene Ontology annotation, molecular function: zinc ion binding; RNA polymerase II transcription regulatory region sequence-specific DNA binding; DNA-binding transcription factor activity, RNA polymerase II-specific. The transcript is spliced from 8 exons. Gene Ontology annotation, cellular component: nucleus. Gene Ontology annotation, biological process: cellular response to starvation; regulation of DNA-templated transcription. NCBI's taxonomy places the organism in Eukaryota, Fungi, Basidiomycota, Agaricomycetes, Polyporales, Adustoporiaceae.
AUGUCCUCCGCUCUCACACAACAGCCCGCUUAUCGUCUCCCUCCCUCCGCCUCGUCCUCCACCUCCGACAUCAACGCCGCCCCCGACGCUGAUUCGAAGAAAAAGACGGGCACAAAGCGGAGACGACCACAGGACGGCACCAGCGACAGUGCAGACUCGUCCUCCCAGCCGCCACGCACACGCGAGGGGCCCAAGAAGAAAAAAGCAAACCGCGCGUGCUUCCAUUGCCAGAAGGCGCACCUUACAUGCGAUGAUUCUCGACCGUGUCAACGUUGUGUCAAGCGGGGCAUGGCAGAUAACUGCACGGAAGGCCACCGCAAGAAGGCAAAGUACCUACUCGACGAGGAGGAGCUAGCACAGCCGGAUCCACCGUACGUCCCGCCUGACCCCAUGUUCCCGUCGUCGUACACUGCAUCGGCGCCGUUCUCCCUGGGUUCCGAGGGCGCCAACCUUGAGUAUAGUAUCCUAUCCGCGAUCCUAGGCAACUCACCUGACCCGACUGGUCCUCCCAAUUCCGGCAGUCCCUCUGUAUCCCAUGCGCCUCAGCCCUCGGCCCCAUUCAACGGCCAGCCAGAUAUUGGCGCGGGCUCAGCGAUCUCAGGCGGCGCGCAGGGUGCUGCGGCUGUGUAUCAGGCGGUCACGAAACCGUACGACUACACGGAAGGCUACCACUUCCUGAUGAAACAUCUGCCCACGCGAUUCGACAAGAAUGACAUCCUGCGCAUCGUCCGCGCCCUUGCCAUCUUUCGGCCGUCGCUUAUCGCGCUGCAAAUGCCGCUCUCGGAGGAAGACGAGGUCUUCGUUGAAAAGUGCUUCCAGCGCUCUCUUAUCGAGCUGGACAAGCUUGUGUCCUUCAGCGGGACGCCCACCGUCGCGUGGCGGCGGACGGGCGAGAUCUGCCUCGUCGGCCCAGAGUUCUGCAUGCUUACGGGAUGGGAGAAGGAAGAGCUCGUCGGGCGGCGGAAGUACAUUUACGAGCUGUUCGAAAACCAGUCGGUGGUGGAGUAUUGGGAAAACUUUGCGAACCAUGCGUUUGAGAACACGACGCAGAGUGUGUAUUCGCAUUGCGUCCUCCUCAAACCUUCCGGCACACCUGUGCCGUGCACGUUCUGCUUCUCCAUCCGGCGGGAUAUUAUGGAUCUCCCUAGUCUCGUCAUUGGGCAAUGGUUACCCCUAUUGUGA